CAGCCGACCCGCCAGCAGUUCAUCGGGCUCCUCGCUCCCAGCUCCGAGCCCAGGACCGCUCCCCGCUCUCUGCUCCCCGACGCCGCAGCACAGCACAGCGCAGGGGUCCCCGACAGACGGACGCAUCACCUCCCGGCUGCCCCGACCUCGCGGGCGCCCUCCUCCAGGGCUGAUCAUUAACCCGGAGGCCUUAUAAGGACCCAGUGGCCUCGGAGGGAGGGACACCUGGUCGCCACCGCAGCCAUGGCCAGUACCACCUGGAGCCCCACGACCGCCGUCACCGAGGCGCCCCUCGCGCCCCACGAGCGCAUCCGCAAUGCGGCCGACAUCUCCGUCAUCGUCAUCUACUUCGUGGUGGUGAUGGCUGUCGGGCUGUGGGCUAUGUUUUCUACUAAUCGUGGGACCGUUGGAGGCUUCUUCCUGGCAGGACGAAGUAUGGUGUGGUGGCCGAUUGGAGCUUCUCUCUUCGCCAGUAACAUCGGAAGUGGCCACUUUGUGGGGCUGGCCGGGACAGGAGCAGCUGCAGGCAUUGCCACCGGGGGCUUUGAAUGGAAUGCCCUGAUUUUUGUGGUUGUGCUGGGCUGGAUAUUUGUCCCUAUUUACAUCAAGGCUGGGGUGGUGACGAUGCCAGAGUACCUGAGGAAGCGAUUUGGAGGCAAACGAAUCCAGAUAUACCUCUCCGUCCUGUCCCUGUUGCUCUACAUUUUCACCAAGAUCUCGGCAGACAUCUUCUCUGGGGCCAUCUUCAUCAACUUGGCCUUGGGCCUGGAUCUGUACCUGGCCAUCUUUCUCUUAUUGGCAAUCACUGGCAUUUACACCAUUACAGGGGGCCUGGCGGCUGUGAUUUACACGGACACCUUGCAGACGGCCAUCAUGCUUGUGGGAUCUUUCAUCCUGACCGGGUUUGCUUUUAAUGAAGUGGGAGGGUACGGGGCCUUCAUGGAAAAGUACAUGAACGCCAUUCCGACCAAAGUUUCUGACGGAAACAUCACCAUCAAUAAGGAAUGCUACACGCCCAGGAACGACUCCUUCCACAUCUUCCGAGACCCCCUCAAGGGAGACCUGCCGUGGCCGGGGCUCAUCUUUGGGCUGUCCAUCCUCGCCCUGUGGUACUGGUGCACGGAUCAGGUCAUUGUGCAGCGCUGCCUGUCAGCCAAAAACAUGUCCCACGUGAAGGCGGGCUGCGUGAUGUGUGGGUACCUGAAGCUGCUGCCCAUGUUCCUCAUGGUGAUGCCAGGAAUGAUCAGCCGCAUCCUGUACACAGAUAAAAUUGCCUGUGCUCUCCCCUCGGAAUGUGAGAAAUAUUGCGGCACCAAGGUUGGCUGUACCAACAUCGCCUACCCGACCAUGGUGGUGGAGCUCAUGCCCAAUGGGCUGCGAGGCCUGAUGCUGUCAGUCAUGUUGGCGUCUCUCAUGAGCUCCCUGACCUCCAUCUUCAACAGCGCCAGCACCCUCUUCACCAUGGACAUCUACACCAAGAUCCGGAAGACAGCAACGGAGAAAGAGCUCAUGCUUGCAGGAAGAGUGUUCAUCCUGGUGCUGAUUGGCAUUAGCAUCGCCUGGGUGCCCAUCGUACAGUCAGCACAAAGUGGGCAGCUCUUCGAUUACAUCCAGUCCAUCACCAGUUACUUGGGACCCCCCAUCGCAGCUGUCUUCCUGCUUGCUGUUUUCUGCAAGAGAGUCAAUGAGCACGGAGCCUUUUGGGGACUGAUCAUAGGAUUUCUGAUUGGGUUGUCCCGUAUGAUCGCCGAGUUUGCUUAUGGAACCGGGAGCUGCAUGGAGCCUAGCAACUGCCCCACGAUUAUCUGUGGCGUGCACUACCUGUACUUCGCCAUCAUCCUGUUUGCCAUUUCUAUCAUCAUCAUCCUUGUCGUCUCCCUCUGCACCAAGCCCAUUCCUGAUGUGCAUCUCUACCGCCUGUGUUGGAGCCUGCGCAACAGCAAAGAGGAGCGGAUCGACCUGGAUGCCACCGAGGAGGACGUCAAUGAAGCCCCAGAGGAGACCUUUGAAAUAGAAGUGGCCGAGGAGAAAAAAGGAUGCUGCAGGAGGGCCUACGACAUGUUUUGUGGCCUGGACCAGCAGAAGGGCCCCAAGAUGACAAAGGAGGAGGAGGCAGCCAUGAAGCUGAAGCUGACCGACACGUCCGAGAAGCCUCUGUGGAGGACAGUGGUGAACAUCAACGGCAUCAUCUUGCUGGCCGUGGCCGUCUUCUGCCACGCGUUUUUCGCCUGAGUCCUGCCUUUGGCCGCCGACCGCUCUCACAAAGGCCAGACUGUUUACUCUGCCCCCCUCUAGUCCCUCCUGGGGUGUUGAGGGGGAACCAGCCGGUUGUAAAUUUUGCCCAGUUGAUAAAUGUGUACAUGUGUUAUUAUAGGAGAGCCGGACCAAGGUAACCAGUUUGCUGUGAACUUAGGUAUUUGAGGCCAGUGUGAGACAGUCAGCUGUACAUAGCGUGUCAGAGCCGCGGGAGAAAAGUCUGCUCAUUGAUGGGAAUGCAGACUGAGAAACAGAACCCUCGAGAUGCUGGGGGCACGUUUGUCUCAGGGCGAUUGGGCGUGUCCACAUUGUUUGUGACCCUUGACUAUUAGUGUCCAGAGUUCUGGCCUCCCUGGUUCCUGCCACUUUCUCUAUCGGAUCCCCCUUAUCCGUGUUUUUUUUUUUUAAAGAAAGAUUUCACUCUUCAUCAUACCCCUGUUAAGUUGUUUUCUUGGCACAAGAAAAACCAAUCUGGUAAACUGA
Messenger RNA from Myotis lucifugus (little brown bat), 2739 nucleotides. RefSeq names its product solute carrier family 5 member 1 (gene SLC5A1). Gene Ontology annotation, molecular function: D-glucose:sodium symporter activity. NCBI's taxonomy places the organism in Eukaryota, Metazoa, Chordata, Mammalia, Chiroptera, Vespertilionidae. Gene Ontology annotation, biological process: transmembrane transport; sodium ion transport. The transcript has 15 exons. The record is from RefSeq and is a predicted model, not a curated record. Gene Ontology annotation, cellular component: plasma membrane. The coding region runs from base 244 to 2232 and encodes 662 amino acids.